Messenger RNA from Chanos chanos (milkfish), 1911 nucleotides. It is a transcript of the gene six4b, whose product is annotated as SIX homeobox 4b. Gene Ontology annotation, biological process: regulation of transcription by RNA polymerase II. The transcript has 3 exons. Gene Ontology annotation, molecular function: DNA-binding transcription factor activity, RNA polymerase II-specific; RNA polymerase II cis-regulatory region sequence-specific DNA binding. Gene Ontology annotation, cellular component: transcription regulator complex; nucleus. NCBI's taxonomy places the organism in Eukaryota, Metazoa, Chordata, Actinopteri, Gonorynchiformes, Chanidae. The coding region runs from base 49 to 1911 and encodes 620 amino acids. The record is from RefSeq and is a predicted model, not a curated record.
AUGUGCUGCCCUAAACCCGGAGGAGUGACUUACUAAGACGCGUUAAAAAUGUCUUCUUGCUCAAGCGAGGUCAUUAGCGCCGAUGAGAUCAAGAGGGAGAACACAAGGGCACUGGAGAAUCGGAGGAGUGUCAAGCUGUCAGCGCUGGACUCUGCGGAGUUGUCUAUGGAUAAUGCAACUUCAACGGCAGCUGUCGAUGGAGUCCGCUCCGAACUUUUGGAUUGCACCCCGGCCUCACUGGCCUUUUCUCCCGAACAAGUGGCGUGCGUGUGUGAGGCACUGCUGCAGGGAGGAAACGUGGACCGCCUGGCCAGGUUCCUCUGGUCACUGCCGCAGAGUGACCUGCUGCGUGGCAACGAAAGCAUCCUAAAAGCACAAGCGAUAGUGGCCUUUCACCAAGCCCGCUACCAGGAACUCUACUGUAUCCUGGAGAACCACAGCUUCAGCCCGGCGAAUCAUUCUUCGUUGCAGGACAUGUGGUACAAAGCGCGGUACACUGAGGCGGAGAGGGCGCGGGGCAGACCACUUGGCGCAGUGGACAAGUACCGUUUGCGCAGGAAAUAUCCUCUUCCUCGGACUAUUUGGGACGGAGAGGAGACAGUAUACUGCUUCAAAGAAAGGUCCAGAAAUGCGCUGAAGGACAUGUACAAGCGAAACCGAUAUCCUUCCCCUGCAGAAAAACGAAAUCUCGCCAAAAUCACAGGACUUUCUUUGACACAAGUGAGCAACUGGUUCAAAAACAGAAGACAGAGAGAUAGGAACCCGUCCGAAGCGCAAUCGAAAAGUGAAUCUGACGGGAACCAUAGCACGGAGGAUGAGUCCAGUAAAGGACAGGAAGAUCUAUCUCCACCCCCUCUCUCCAGUGGCUCCACUGGCUCAGCCACCCAUGGGACAGCCCCCCCUGUGGUCUUCUCAGACAGUGGUACCACUGUCAUUCAACAAAUCGGUGAUGUCAAAAUGCCAUCACAUCCCUCUGGUGGAAUGGGUUUCAGUGGUGACCUAGCAAACACCAGUACUCACUUCCUAAACGGUGGAGCCUAUGUUCAGUCCCAUGGCACCAGCACCCUUUUGAAUGGACUUGGUACAUCUAGUGGACAUUUUGUGAGCUUUGAGUCCCAGAGAGUUUCCCAAGCCCAAGAUUCAAGGCUCCUCGGUGGUUCCUCUGUGGCCUACAGCUCUUUCUCAAUGGGGAUUCCUGAAACAACCACGGGGAAGAUGGAAGGAGUUGUGUCUCCUCACUCUGAGGAGGGUGUCACAACCUCAGUGGUUACCUUUGCUCCCAUAUCUUCCUCAUCCUCCUCUUCCUCUGGUGGUCCACAUCUCAACAGCUACAGUGUGGUUAACCUUCCUGGUUCUGAGGCCAACAUGGGUCUUCCGCCUUUACUGCUGCCCCCAACUUCUACAACUCCCUCUCAUGGCUCUGGACCCCUGGGUAGUGUGGUCAGUGAUUCCUCCCAACAAUCCAGCCAUGCUCUCCUCUACACUCUCACUCAACCAGUCAAGCAGGAGCCCCUGGAUGUUGGGGCAGGUUACCCUUACUCUUCAGAUGUGCCUCUGGACCAAAGCGGACAACUGGGCUACACCGCAUCUCUUUUCCUUUCCUCGAAUCUCACCGCUUCAUCUUCAAAUGGCAGCCCAACUGUCACUGCAACGGUCACCUCGACUCUGUCUGCACACAAAGGCCACACAUCUUUAACUAAUAAUGUCCACAGCUCUCACCAGGUGGACGGUGGAGUCCUGUCUUUGGACUACAGGGACCAUAAUGCUCAGCUGCCUCUGUCAAACACUCUGGAUGUCUCGUCAGGGGCAAACGGUGCAGUUAGGGCGGUCUGCAGUGAUUUGGAUGUAGAGGGAAAAGAGCUGGCCAAGUUGCAGACUGUACAAAUGGAUGAAGAUAACAGUGAUCUCUGA